Hemicordylus capensis (graceful crag lizard) is the source of this 1732-nucleotide messenger RNA. It is a transcript of the gene MOCS3, whose product is annotated as molybdenum cofactor synthesis 3. The record is from RefSeq and is a predicted model, not a curated record. Gene Ontology annotation, molecular function: adenylyltransferase activity; URM1 activating enzyme activity; thiosulfate-cyanide sulfurtransferase activity. The transcript has a single exon. Gene Ontology annotation, cellular component: cytosol; cytoplasm. The coding region runs from base 1 to 1509 and encodes 502 amino acids. NCBI's taxonomy places the organism in Eukaryota, Metazoa, Chordata, Lepidosauria, Squamata, Cordylidae. Gene Ontology annotation, biological process: tRNA wobble position uridine thiolation; protein urmylation.
AUGAUGAUGGCGGCGGCCGAGGCGGAGCUCGGGCGGGGCUUGCGUAGGGGAGGGGCGGGCUUCGCUCCACACUCUAGGGGCCUUCCCUCAGCGGCGGAGGCGGAAGAGGCCAGGCUUCGGCCUCCUCUCCCUUCCUCCAGACUCCUUUCAGUCCCUCGUGUGCCUACUUUCUGCCCCCCCGCCGCUGAGGCGAUGGCGACGGGAGGCGCGGCAGCGGGGCUUCCCUCCCAGGAGCGCCCCUUCGAGGCGGCUCCCCCUGAGGCGAUUCCUCCGCUUCCGCCUCGCGCCGCGCUCAGCCGGCCGGAGAUCCAGCGCUACUCGCGGCAGCUCGUGCUGCCGGAGCUGGGCGUGCGCGGGCAGCUGCGUCUCUCCGGCUGCUCGGUGCUGGUGGUGGGCUGCGGCGGGCUGGGCUGCCCGCUGGCGCAGUACCUGGCCGCCGCGGGCGUGGGCCGCUUGGGGCUGGUGGACCACGACGUGGUGGAGCUGAGCAACCUCCACCGCCAGGUCCUGCACCGCGAGAGCCGCCUGGGCACCUCCAAAGCCGGGUCGGCGGCCGCCGCCUUGAGGGAGCUCAAUUCCGGCGUGCAGUGCGUGCCUUACGAGGCGGCCCUGAGCCCGGCCACCGCCCUGGAGCUGGUCCGGGCCUACGACCUCGUGGCCGACUGCUCCGACAACGUGCCCACCCGCUACCUGGUCAACGACGCCUGCGUGCUGGCGGGGAAGCCCUUGGUGUCCGGCAGCGCCCUGCGGCUGGAGGGACAGCUGGCGGUGUACAACUACCAAGGCGGCCCCUGCUACCGCUGCCUCUUCCCCAAGCCCCCUCCCCCGGAGACGGUCACGAACUGUGCGGACGGCGGGGUCUUGGGGGUUGUGCCGGGCAUCCUGGGGUCCCUCCAGGCUCUGGAGGUGCUCAAGAUCGCUUCGGGGAUGGGCACCCCUUUCAACCGGUCCAUGUUGCUCUUUGAUGCCCUCGAUGGAAGCUUCCGCCGCAUCAAGCUCAGACCCAGGGAUCCAGACUGUGCCCUGUGUGGCGACCAUCCCACCCUGACUGCCCUACAGGAUUAUGAAGCAUUCUGUGGGUCUUCGGCGACAGACAAGUGCCGGACCCUCCACCUGCUGCAUAGCGACGAGCGGAUCUCUGUAGAAGAGUACAAACAGAUCCGAGACCGCCAAGUCCCUCAUAUACUGAUCGAUGUCCGUCCCCCAGUAGAAACAGAUAUAUGUUGCUUGCCGCAGGCCCUCCAUGUGCCCUUACCUAAAUUAGAAGGGAAAGAUGAAGAAUGCCUGAAGUCUCUAGGUCAGAGGAUACAAGAAGCCAAGCAGAGGACUAAUGGCAACGAGGCUUUCCCAGUUUAUGUUAUCUGCAAAUUAGGAAAUGAUUCUCAAAAGGCUGUGAGAAUAUUACAGGGGUGGUCUGAUAAUGGGCUAGGCUUAAUUUCUAUUAAGGAUAUCAGAGGGGGACUCAUGGCUUGGGCUAACAAAAUUGAUCAAGAGUUUCCUCAGUACUGACGAUUUCUAAUAGCAAUAAUAAUGUGUUUAAAAUCUGAGUUGUAUUGAUCAUUCAUCUGGUUGCAAAGAUUCUUAAUGCCUUACGAUAGCUUAUGUGGAAUGUGUGGAAUUUUUCUGUUUACUAAUUUAUUUAAAGACAGCCGAUGAUGUGUGUAAUUCAAUGUGUACAUUGUAUGGUGUUUCAGAUUUUCUUUCUGUGAACAUGAAUUUGUUUACAACUUCA